AUGGCAGUUCCCUCUCAAUCAGCUUUGGCUGACAUGAGCGGUCCUCCAUUGGUAUCCGGUUCAACAGCAUUGGAUAGCACCUCAACCAUUCGACAACGAAAGGUCCAAGCGUCAGAUGUGAAUUCGUCCAAUAUGAACAGUGAGCAACCAGGUUCUACAGCACAAGAUACCAACAAGGCAGACAACAAAGAAGAAGAAGAAGAAGAAGAAGAAGAAGAAGUGAAUUGGGGUAAAACAGCUACUGGAGAAGUAUUUAAAGUACCUCAAACGCAUUCUUUUUUACAUACUUUAUUAACUACGACACAUAGAUCUUCCCUUACACGAUUAACUUUAUUCUCAUUGUUAGCUCAACCAUUCUUGUUCUACCUUCUAAGAAACCAUAGUAUUCUGAGAUCUGUGUUUUUCUUAUUAUACUUUGCUUUCUGGAGAGGUGCAUAUGACUUUGGUUUCGCUUGGUUGCUUCGUAAACAAUCUGAAAAGAAGUAUAUCGUGAAAUGGUUAAAAAAUAAAGGUUGGUUAGAUAUCAAUUCUGAUUUGAAUACUGAAUCUAAAGAUGAAAGAGAAAAAGGAAAAGAAUGGGCAGGAUGGUGGAAAAGAGAAUUGGAAAUGAAAAUGGAUAAUGAAUAUAAAUGGGAAAACGUUCCUCAAGAAUUUAACGCUUGGUUAAUGUUUAGACAAUUAGUCGACGUCGUUUUACUCAAUGACUUUGUCUCUUACACAUGUUUCGCUUGGUCCAAUUUACACUUCCCACCUAACCACUCUGUCUUCUUCCAUAUCAUAAGAUGGUCAUUUGGAUGGUCUUUAAUCUUAUUCAAUCUAUGGGUAAAGAUGGAUGCUCAUAGAGUAGUGAAAGAUUACGCUUGGUAUUGGGGUGACGCAUUUUGGAUGAUGGUCAUGCAACAUGAUUUAGUAUUUGAUGGUGUUUAUGAAAUCGCUCCUCAUCCAAUGUAUUCCGUUGGUUAUGCUGGUUAUUACGGUUUAUCAAUGGUCGUCGGUUCAUACACCGUUUUAUUCGUUUCCUUAGCUGCUCAUGCUGCUCAAUUCGCUUUCUUACUGUGGUUCGAGAAUCCUCAUAUCGAGCGGACCUAUGGUGGUGGUCAAAAACCUCUAGUUUCAAGAGCACCUUUAUCAUGGGAACGAAGCAAUUCCGAAGCAGCUGGAGAAACAGGAUUUACCACCAUUGUAGAAGAAGGUGAAGGUCCAACUCCAUCAGCUACUGAAGGUGAAACAGAAAACGAAUCUGAAUUACCUGAACUUCCACCUUCAACAGUUGAGAUCCAUCCAGUCAUUCGAAAACCUCGCUCAGAUAGUAUAAUGUCUUCUGGUUCAAACACUGAUUCAGGUUAUUCCAAAACAUAUACUAGAAAAGGAGGUAACAAUGCUAAGAAAUCAAAGAAACUUUCGAUGCACGAUCUCACGCAUAGAUUCUUCAGGAAACCCGCCAUCGUCCUCUCACAACUCGAUUUGUUUAGAUCACCAGAUUUCGCUUUGGUUCUUCUCAUCACUUAUGCUUUGUCGACUCUGAUCCCACCAUUAUCACCAAGAUUAGCAUUAACAGGACAUUUCAUCCAUGCCCUCUUGUGGAGAUUAUUCCAUUCAUACGGUUUAGGUCUACUACUUCGAGCUCAAUCCAAAUCUAAAUGGCUUGUCAGACAUUUCCUCAAACAUUACCAUUAUCCCGGUGAUGGAAAUUUCGAGUUGGAAGAUGAAGGUGAAGCUAAAGAAGAUGUUGUCAAACGUGCAACCGAAGAAGCGUUUGGUAAUUGGCAAGUGGUGUAUAAUAUCAGUCUGGUGAUGACUUACGUCUCGUUCGCCGGGUUAGCUUGGAAGACAUAUCACUUACCUUCAGAUUGGACUGUCAGCGGAACUAUUCUGAGACACGUACUUGGAUCACUCCUCAUCGCAUUGCACGUUUGGUCUGCUGUAUCUUCAUACGAAGUUCUUGGUGAUUUCGGCUGGUUAUACUCUGAUUUUUUCCUUAUCGAGCAAAUUCCUUCUCAGCUUGCUUACACUGGUAUCUACCGAUUCCUUAAUAAUCCUGAAAGAAGUAUGGGAGGAGCAGCGUUCUUGGGAUUAUGGUUGAUCAGUAACUCAAAACUCGUUCUCGCCUUAGCGCUGAUGAGUCAUCUGAGUCAUUGGUGGUUCUUAUCAUUCGUCGAGCAACCACACAUGAAGAAGCUCUACGGUGAUCGACUUCGGAAAGACGGCGGAUUGACGAAGACCCUCAAAAACGUAGCCGAUAAGACCCUUUCUACUAAAGGUGGUAGAAGAGGAUCAGAGCUUCGACGAGUAGUUCAGGAGGUCAAAGGCUCCAUCGAGAAGGUAGAAGAGAAAGUCACCGAGGCUGUUGAAGAGUUUUUGGAUCAUGCCCGGCCGAUGUUCUCCGAUAUGGUUCAUGACACCAAGAUUUUGCUUCAGCACUCUAGGGAAAGGAUGAUCAUCACUCGUGUCGCCAAUGAUAUAUCAGCCUAUGAUCCUUCCCGUUACUCCCUUACUUUACCUACAUCUUCUUCUACUCCUAUGCCUCGCUAUCAUGUUGGACAGCCUAUUCGAGUAUCAUGGACAGCACCUUCCAACCAUUCACGUAAAGAUUGGAUCGGAAUUUAUCGAUUAGGUUCAUGUAAAUCUACUUUGGUCACUCGAAUCGCUUCAGCUGGAAAAUGGAUGCCUAUCUACGAAGAAGAGUGGGAUGGUGAUGUUUACUUGAAUCCAAUCGAUCAUCAACGUAAGAAUGAUGCUGGAGAAGUCCUAUUUAGAGGUGAACAAUUACCUUGGUUACCUGGUCAAUAUGAAAUUAGAUAUCACCAUGAUGGUAAACAUAAUGUUAUGAGUAGAGUCGCUCCUAUUGAGAUAUACGUUUCAAAACCAUCAAACCCAGAGUCCAUUCGAUCAAUCAGAUCUACACUUUUGAACAUUGUUUCUCUGUCAUUAGACAGCGAUCCUAAAUUAAUCCCCAGAUCAGCUAAGAACAAGAUUAGACCUAUGAUUCGAUCUGGUUCUGGGUCUGGUUCUAGCUUGGGCACAGGGUCUGGUCCUGCAUCUCCAAGUGUUGGACAAAGUUUACUUUCAAUGUCAAAACCCACUGGUGUUGGUAAAUCGAAAUCAAGCCAAACUCAGUCUAUCGGAUCCGCGUUGUCUUCUUUAUCCAACGUAGAAGAUUCGUCAAAGGUGCACUCCGAAUCUACCAGAUUCAGUAAAACUCCCUCUUCGGAGGUCAGAGAAAACGGACAUGGUGAUGACGGAAUCACAGAAGAGGAUUCUGCCACACCUAUAACAAGAUCAUUCCCCAUUCUCCAUCCUGACAGAAUGGAUGUAGAUUUGGAUGUAGGAGACGACCCUGAACAAGAUGAUGUAUGGAGUACUUCACCGUCUUCGAUUGAUCUUCGUAUGCCACCACCUAGACCAAGUCAGAGACAAGUGACUCGAGAAGGGGGAGAAGAAGAGGGCGGUGAAGGGGAUGGAGUUGGAGGAAAUGGAAAUGGAGAGAAUCAAGGUGAUCAAGAUGAUUUCAUAAUAAUGACGCCGAAUCAAGCUCAACGAAUCUCGGAUUUAUCUCAACUGGCUUUCGGAAUUGAAAUUUCGAAAGACGUAGUUGUGGCUGAAGCAAAUGUGGGUGCUUUGGCUAGGAGAAUUGCUGGACAAAGAGGUUUGAUAGCUUCCAGUGGGAGUGGUGGUGCAGGUGCUGCUGCUGCUGCUGCUGGUGGUGGUGGAGACAAAGCAGCGGGAGGUGGGGCAUAA
This is a messenger RNA of Kwoniella shivajii, 3738 nucleotides long. RefSeq lists its product as uncharacterized. Lineage: Eukaryota; Fungi; Basidiomycota; Tremellomycetes; Tremellales; Cryptococcaceae. Gene Ontology annotation, biological process: phosphatidylcholine biosynthetic process. The coding region runs from base 1 to 3738 and encodes 1245 amino acids. The record is from RefSeq and is a predicted model, not a curated record. The transcript is spliced from 13 exons. Gene Ontology annotation, molecular function: phosphatidylethanolamine N-methyltransferase activity.